UGCGGCAGCAGUAGCAGAGGCAGCCGUGGCCUGCCCGUGUGUCUGUGUGUGUCAUGUGUCAGUGGUAGUGGCAGUGCGUGUGAGAGUGUAGCUGGGAGGCGCCGCCAGCCUCCCCAGCAUUCGCGACUCGUGCUCGGUCCGAGCAGGACCUUCCCUCUCGACUGAAAGGACCUGGGCCAUCCCGGGCCCCGCGCCCAGCCAUGAGGAUUACUUUGUGCGCCGGUCUGCUGAUCGGCGCGCUGGCUUUGGCCGUAGCCGCUCCAGAAGGCUACGAUUACCCUAAGCCGUCGAUCUCCUUCGAGGAUGGCUUUGUCCAGGCCCCUGCCCCGCCGCCACCUCCACCUCCACCCCCGCCACCGCCCACGCGGCCGCCACCGCCGCCCGUCGUCACCCAGAGGGUGUUCGUGCCGCCGGUGACUCCCAAGCUUGAAGGGUACUUCUACAACAAGCCCGAACCCACCGGGUACCAGUACCCCAAGCCUGUUGUGAGGUUGGAACUGCCCAAGGCGCCGCCUCCACCCCCACCCCCACCGCCGCCACCACCUAAGCCGUACCUGCCCCCUCCCCCACCUACCCUGCCUCCUCCCCCACCCACCCUACCCCCUUGCCGCCCCGGAUCAACCGAGCCAAGGUGUCCUCCUACCUGCUACCCGGGAAGCCCGGACCCAAGGUGUCCUCGCCCACCCCCGCCUCCUCCCCCACCCCCGCCACCGCCGCCACCACCACCCCCACCAAAACCUACCCAAGGCUACGUCUACCCGAAACCCGUCGUUAGGUUUGAACCUACCACGACCCGCAGGCCCACCAUUGAAUACCUUCCUCCCCCGACCCAGCCUCCUUGCCUGCCAGGAUCAACCGAGCUGAGGUGCCCUCCCAGCUGCUACCCCGGCAGCCGAGACCCAAGGUGCCCUCCGCCGCCACCUCCUCCUCCCCCACCACCCCCGCCACCACCACCACCACCCCCACCACCCCCACCACCCCCGAAGCCCACCCAAGGCUAUGUGUACCCGAAACCCGUCGUCAGGCUGGAACUCCCAAAGCCCACUAUUGAAUACCUGCCUCCCCCCACCACCACUACCCCUCGCCCGACCCUGCCUCCUUGCCGCCCAGGAUCAACUGAGCCCAGGUGUCCUCCUAGCUGUUUCCCCGGAAGCACAGACCCUAGGUGCCCGCCCCCACCCCCUCCCCCACCCAAGCCGUACCUGCCUCCCCCACCGCCCACCGAGCCGCCAUGCCGACCGGGAUCAACUGAGCCAAGGUGCCCUCCCAACUGCUUCCCCGGCAACAGGGACCCCAGGUGCCCUCCCCCACCCCCGCCCCCAACAACCACAACCCGCAGGCCUCUUCCUCCUACUACCUACUUGCCUCCCGUCACCGUGAGGAUCAACAACGAGUACCUGCCGCCGGUCACCACCACCACCCCGCGACCGACCCCGCCCCCUUGCCGCCCAGGCUCCACCGAGCCAAGGUGCCCUCCUAACUGCUUCCCCGGCAACAGGGACCCGAGGUGCCCUCCCCCUCCCCCACCCCCAACCACCACCACCCGCAGGCCUCUGCCCCCCUCCACCUACCUGCCCCCCGUGACCGUGAGGACCACCACCCCCGCGCCCACGUACCUGCCGCCCGUCGAGAUCAACCUGAAGAAGGUCGACAAGGAAAACAACUACGAGUUUGAGUACAAACUGCCCGAAGUCACGACCAGGGUCAUCCCCACCACCAGGAGGGUGAUCACCACGACCACGACCACGACGGCCAAGCCGAACAGGGACUACCUGCCCCCCGAAGAGCCCAACGUCGACGGCCUGCUGCUCGAGGCCGAGUUCCAGAAGAAGCAGGAGGAAGGCGAGAAGCUCGACAGCGACUUCGUGGACCCCUUCGACGACCCCACCAAGUGGAACCUCCGGGACUCGAUCCCCGGCGAACCCGGCCAGGACUACCCGACCCUCAGGGAGAUCCCCGUCACCGACUUCACCUGCGAGGGCCGCGUCGACGGUUACUACGCCGACGUGCAGACUGGCUGCCAGGUGUUCCACGUCUGCUCCUCUCUCGCCCCCAAGAGCUCCUUCCUCUGCAACAACGGCUCCCUCUUCAACCAGGAGCGCUUCACUUGCGAUUGGUGGAACAAGGUGGACUGCCCCAACUCCGAGGUCAACUUCGUCAAGAACAAUGACAUCGGCAAGAUGGGCGUGCCCAUGCCCACCAAGGAGAACUUGGACAUCGACGUGAGGUCUGUCAUCAACACCGAGGGCCUGCUCCUGGAAUCGCCGAAGCGCCGCAGCCAGCAGCGCGUCGUCAAGACCUCCAAGGCCUCCAACGCCGCCGGCGACGUCGUGGUCAUCGGCAGCGGCAAGCGGCAGCAGAGCGCCAACCUGGUGGCCCAGGACAGCCAGGCCCAGCAGGCGGGCUUGCUCGUCAGCAGCGGCAACCGUCAGCAGAGCGCCAACCUGGUCGCCCAGGACAGCCAGGCCCAACAGGCAGGCUUGCUCAUCAGCAGCGGCAACCGGCAGCAGAGCGCCAGCCUGGUGGCCCAGGACAGCCAGGCCCAGCAGACAGGCAACUUGCUCGUCAGCGAGAGCCUGAGCCAGCAGCAGGACCAGUCCGGCAACGCCCUGAACCAGGCCCAGCAGAGCGGCUUCUUCAAGAAGACCGUCGUCACUGAGCAGGGCUUCAACACCGACGUCAUCAACAAGCAGCUCGUCGAGGAGGUGAGCGCCCCCGAUCAGUACAAGACCGAGCUGGAGACCAAGACGGAGCUGCGGCCCGUCACCAGGCAGCGCGUCGUGGAGGAGCAGGUGCUGGUGCCCCACAAGGUGACCAUCGAGAAGCAGGUGGUCUUCAGCCCUAAGACCAACUCGAGGAGGGUCGUCUCCGAGCAGAUCAUCAAGGUCACGCCCCAGCCUCCCUCCAGCAGCGUGUCCGAGGAGUUCAUCAGCAGCAGCUCCAGCAGCAGCAGCAGCAGCAGCAGCAGCAGCGAGAACGUCGUGGCCAUCCCCAGCAAGGCCAGCCGGCGCGUCAAGGUGGUGAAGCAGAUCGUCCGCCAGCAGGCGCAGCAGGUGCAGCCGGAAGUGGAGGUGCGCCAGGCCCUGGACGAGCAGGUCCCCGAGCAGUUCGUGGAGGCCGCCUUCGGCGACAGGAUCAAGAAGCGCAAAGCCAGCAAGGACCUCCUGGACCAGUAGACUUGAACGACGACACCCUGGCCUUUCUGGGCCUUUCAGGGACGACGACGCGACGGAAACGACUCACCGCCACCACCUCGCCGCCGACGCCACGCCACGCCUCGUAGACGCAAGACGCGAAACCGAGAAAGCACCGGCGAGGACGACAAGACCGGCACGCCCACGAACGACGCGACGCCCGACCCGUGCUGACGCUGCGCAGUGUAGUGAUGACUUAUAUUAAGUUUUCUCUUGUGAUUAUUUCUUUUAUUUUUGUAGGACUGUGACUUGUGUUAGGAAUGAAAAGACUUUUGAAAGGCGACGGACGAUUUUGAUAUACUUGGCUUAUUAUGUUGAGCCCCAGUCAUACCGUAGUUACCCAUAAUUAAUUGUUUGUAUUUUUGUCGACUGUGAAUGCGACUGAAUGCUGACUGACUUGUGUUUAUGUCCUUAUGUGUUUCCUAUGGAAAUAGACUAAUUUACGAUAAACUGUGCCGUUUUCAUUUGGUCUGUAUCGACCACCUGGACGGAGAAUGCCCAUGUGGCUACAUCCCACAUUAGAACUGUUGUAUCAUAGGAUCUUCCACCUCUGUCUAUUCUCUGUUCUUAUAUUUUUGAUGAAUAAAUAUUUCCUCAAUGAUUGCA
Thrips palmi is the source of this 3800-nucleotide messenger RNA. RefSeq names its product proline-rich extensin-like protein EPR1. Gene Ontology annotation, cellular component: extracellular region. The record is from RefSeq and is a predicted model, not a curated record. Bases 201 to 3176 code for a protein of 991 amino acids. Lineage: Eukaryota; Metazoa; Arthropoda; Insecta; Thysanoptera; Thripidae. The transcript is spliced from 9 exons. Gene Ontology annotation, molecular function: chitin binding.